UUUCCUUCUCUCUCACUUAUUUUACCACGAAGCUGCACUUAACAAUCUCUUCUUUUCCUUCUUCUUCAACACCUGAAUUUCCUUCAUACUUUCUAAUCCCAUUUCGUGAUAUCUGCUAUAAAUUCAAAUCCCAUACCUAAUUCUCCUUUCUCAUUUCCCUUGCCUCACAAAUAUGUUGGAUAACAGUAAGCAGCAGUUCACAUUAGAGAUGACGGUGGUUUCAGCCCAAGGGCUCAAGAGCCCUUCUUUUCUCUUCUCUCGCCGUCUCAGGCCAUUCAUCACCAUCACCACCUUCCCGCCGCCGUUAAACGUUGCCGAUCUCAAGAACCUCCGUGGUUUUCAAACGAGGAUCAAUGAUCAAGGCUCAACUGGGUUGGUGCCAGAUUCCUGCCGCCGACAUAGGCCUACCGCCGGUGGGCUCAGUGAGGCAACUGAGCUACCGGCUUCGGGCUGCAGAUGGUACGAGGACUCACGGAGUUGUCAACGUUGCGGUGAAGUUGGAAGGCCGUAUCCAUUCUAGUGAAACGUGUCAGACUGUAAUUGGUAUACCGGUUAGGAUGGAUAUGAUUUCUAGUUGUAAAGAGUGACGAUUGGUAUAGAUGUGAGCCGAAAGCUACUCUGCCAAUCCAAUUGGUACGUGUGUUGUGGGGUAGGGCUUAUAAUGAGAUCGGUUGUAUCCUGUGGAUUUUGAAUGUUGUGGAAACUCAUGGUUUAUUAAGGAUGUGAACCUAUUUAAAGAAUUUAAU
Hibiscus syriacus is the source of this 746-nucleotide messenger RNA. RefSeq lists its product as uncharacterized. NCBI's taxonomy places the organism in Eukaryota, Viridiplantae, Streptophyta, Magnoliopsida, Malvales, Malvaceae. The transcript has 2 exons. The coding region runs from base 173 to 520 and encodes 115 amino acids. The record is from RefSeq and is a predicted model, not a curated record.